Molecule: messenger RNA, 534 nt
Organism: Beta vulgaris subsp. vulgaris (sugar beet)
Lineage: Eukaryota; Viridiplantae; Streptophyta; Magnoliopsida; Caryophyllales; Amaranthaceae
Exons: 1
Coding region: 1-534 (177 amino acids)
Source: RefSeq, a predicted model, not a curated record
AUGUCUUCAUGGCCUAAAUAUUCCAUUCAAGAGGUUUAUGAUAAAAUCAAAGGAGAUAAACAGAAGGUGAUUUGGGAUAAAAUGGUGUGGAACAGAUUGAGUGUUCCUAAGCAUAGAUUUAUCAGCUGGAUGGCAGUUCAAUCUAAGCUCCAGACAACAGCAAAACUGGCGCAAGUAGGAAUCAGCACAUCUGAUAGAUGUCUAAUAUGUCAUAAUGGAGCUGAGGACCAUGUCCAUUUAUUCUUCCAAUGUGAAUAUAGUGAGAGAUGUCUAAAUGACCUGAAGAGAUGGUUGGGGAUUACAUCUUCCAGCAGCACAUUACAAGAGCUUAUCAGAUGGCUAAAGAGGACUAAACAGUCCAAAUUUGUGAAACAAGUGUUUUAUGCAGGGCUUGCAGCAUUACUAUAUUAUGUCUGGCAAGCUAGGAACUCUAGCUAUUGGAAUGCACUUAUUCCAAGUGUGGAAGCAACAGGGAAGCAGAUAAGAGCAAUAGUCAAGAUUAGAAUUGGAACAGUUACUACCACAGAAGAUUAG